AAUGAGUCAAGAAUCGACCCACGGUCAGUACGUUCCGGAGCCGGAGCACGUGAGCGUGCACACGGUGAACACCGAGGGUUCAAGUUUCACGCCUCCAGGUGAGGGAGGGAAACAGCAAAAUCAACCUGAGCCAGCGGGACAUCCACCAGCUGUACCACCGCCAGUCGUACCACCUCCAGUGAUGCCCCCGUUGGCGAUACCGCAGGUGGCCUACGAGCAGAUGUUCCCAGCCAUGAUGGCCCAUUAUAUGCAGCACAUGGCGCAGCUUAUGCCCAUGUUCCAGCCACCGCCACCACCACAGCCGCAGCCGCGCAUCGUUACCUUCAAGACGUUGAAGGAUAAUGGAGCGAAAGAGUUUCGAGGAGACAAGAUGGGGGAGCCCCAGAUUGCGUUGGAUUGGCUUGAGCAAAUGGACCGGGUACGUCCCUGGGAUCGCUUUGAUCGAGCCUUCACGAAGGAGUACGUCCCCACCCGGUACCGCGAGGAGAGGCGCGAUGAGUUUGUUGCGCUUAAGCAGGAGGGGAUAUCACUGCCUGAACUGAGACAGAAGUUCGACUACCUGUCCCAGUAUGCGACGAGUCUGGUCUCCACUCUGGAGGAUCGUUUGAAUGAGUUCGUCAAGAAGCUACGGCCGGACUUGAGGCCGUACGCCGCGCUGAUCACAACGACAGAUUUUAAUGCGGCGUAUGAUUUGAUUGGCAUUUCAGGAGGCAUUGCCCGACAAACCCUAGCAGCGAGCCUGUUUUUCCUAGAGCUCCGGAUCAGCCUGCCACAUCACAUCCAGCACGGAGUCAGCAGUCUACAGCAGCAAAUAAUCAGCAGAGACCACGUCCGCAGCAGUUCUACGCUCUCCUAUAUCUGUGUUGGCAUGCCUGCUAAUUCUGUGAUCGUGAGGAGUGACCUUGAGAUACCUACCGUUGUGUCGAAUCCGCUAGGACAUAGCAUGCGUCUUCAUCACAUUUAUCAUAGAUGUCCGUUGUCCGUGCAAGGGAAGCAAUUCCCUGCAGAUUUGAUAGAGCUACCACACAAGGAGUUUGACAUUAUCCUUGGUAUAGAUUGGCUCACCGAGCAUAGAGCAGUGGUCGACUGCAGUUGUUGGACCGUACGGCUGAGAGCCGAGGACGGUAGCGACGUAUCACUCUCCGGGGAGGUGUUCCCCAAGGCUCCCGAGUUCAUAUCGUCCUUGAGCGCGAGGUGCUUGAUUUGCAAGAAGUGCGAGAUGUUCCUGUGUCACGUUCAGGAUAUGCGAAAAGAAUCACCACGUCAACAGGACAUUCGUACGGUUUGCGACUUCCCCGAUGUCUUUCCCGAAGACCUACCUGGUUUGCCUCCGCCGAGAGAGGUAGAGUUCUCGAUCAAUCUCAUUCCGG
Cuscuta campestris is the source of this 1370-nucleotide messenger RNA. NCBI's taxonomy places the organism in Eukaryota, Viridiplantae, Streptophyta, Magnoliopsida, Solanales, Convolvulaceae. The record is from the annotation of a GenBank genome assembly.